AUGAUUCGUGACGAUAAAAAAGUUUUAAUGUUGCAAAAGCAACAGCCAGUUAAACCCACCAUUUAUCUUUAUACAUCAGCCGGAAAAUUAUUGGAACAAUUACAAUGGGACAAAGGCCGCAUUAUUAAAAUGGGUUGGACUGAUGCUGAACAACUAGUUGUUGUCAUGGAAGAUGGUAUUAUAAGACUGUAUGACAUUCAUGGUGAUUUUACUCAAUUUUCUCUUGGAAAAGAAGCCAAAGAUCAUUUAGUUAUUGAUUGUAAGAUUUGGGGAACGGGUCUAGUAGCUUUGACUGGGAACUUUAAGCUUAUUGCUCUGAUAAACUUUGAUGAACCUAGGCCAAAGCUUAUGGCUGAUCCAGAAGUAUUUUUAGCUACUGGCUCUACGAUCUUAACUGUUGAUGCUAUAGAAUCUCAGGAUCAACAAGGUCCUUUUACCAAGAUGGAUGUAUCUCCGAAUGGUAAAUUUUUGGCUCUCUUUACCAAUGAAGAUGUUACCGAGGAAAUUUUCAAAAUAGGCUCUACUGCUCCAGCGGCAAUGUUAUUUGACGCUUUAGAACACUUUGACAAACGGAGUCCAAAAGCUGAUGAGAACAUACGAAGCAUUCGUACUGAACUUGCUGAUGCAGUUGAUGCUUGUAUCGAGGCUGCAGGGCAUGAGUUUAACCAAGUUCGGCAACGAAGUCUACUUAAAGCGGCAGCGUUUGGCAAAACGUUUCUCGAGUCGUAUAAUUCUGAUCGUUUUGUAGAGAUGUGCCAAAUAUUAAGAGUGCUAAAUUCUAUUAAAAAAUCUACAGAUGAUGAGGAAACUAUUUGUCGAAUGAUUGUGGAAAAACUGGCUAACAGACCCGGCCUUUCUUAUGCUGAAAUUGCGAGAACUGCACACAAACAGCAAGAUUUGAAACUUUUAGCUGACUUCUAUUAUCAGGAUGAUAGGAGAGUAGAAAGUGCUAAUAUAGCAAUAUUAGAGAGUUAUAAACAAAAGGCUGUCGACGAACACAUUAAAUUAUUACAAUCACAAGCUCAAUUAGAAAAAGACAUGAAUCAAAAAUUUGUCGGGUUACCUUUGAGUGAGACAGUUCACAAGUGCAUUAUCGCGAAUCAAUCUAAUAGAGCAAAUAAGCUUAAAUCAGACUUUAAAAUUCCUGAUAAACGGUUUGUAUUAAAGGCUUUGGUCGAAAUGAGAGAUUGGGAAGAGCUAGAUCGAUUUUCAAAGUCAAAGAAGUCUCCUAUUGGAUAUGAGCCAUUUGUUGAAGAGUGUAUCAAAGCCACACAACAAAGUGAGGCUGCCAAAUACAUUCAAAGAUGCGAUCCUGCCAUUCGACCUGGCCUAUAUAUAAAAAUAGGAGAUUUCAGGGCUGCAGGUCAAGAAGCACUUGCUGAAAUAAAAGGAAAAUGUGCUGAUCAAGUCAUUGCGCAAGAAUUAGAUGCUUAUAUUGCUCAAGCAACCGCGAGAUAG
This is a messenger RNA of Racocetra fulgida, 1458 nucleotides long. Lineage: Eukaryota; Fungi; Glomeromycota; Glomeromycetes; Diversisporales; Gigasporaceae. The record is from the annotation of a GenBank genome assembly.